Medicago truncatula (barrel medic) is the source of this 1347-nucleotide messenger RNA. RefSeq lists its product as uncharacterized. Bases 183 to 1106 code for a protein of 307 amino acids. NCBI's taxonomy places the organism in Eukaryota, Viridiplantae, Streptophyta, Magnoliopsida, Fabales, Fabaceae. The record is from RefSeq and is a predicted model, not a curated record. The transcript is spliced from 9 exons.
AAAAAAAUAUUAAACCUAAAUCAAAAUAAAAAUCCUACGUAAGUGAUUGCUGCGCCUUCUAAACACAAAAGAGGAGCAACAUCGAAUAGAUUUUUCGUUAGUAAAGCCAAAGUCGCCAUAACAUUUGCUUCCAGACACAAACGGUACUUUUCUCGAACAGGUGGUGUGCACAGUUCAAAACCAUGAAACGCAGCAAAACAACGGUCUUAACAUUCGCCGAGAAAUGCAAGAAUAUAUUAACAUCAAACUGGCAAGGUUCUCUUAAUACUAUCAAAGCAGAUGCUAAAGGAAGCAAAGGAGAUAUUCAUACAUCUAAGGUUAAAUACAUACUUAGAAGGGGGCAGCCAUAUCUUUGGGUGCCAGAAAAUGAUUUGCAUAAUAUGAACACAAUCAUUGAUGAGCGUGGUUCAUUUGCUGUGACCUGUCCAUUUCCAGGCCGACUAGGAGCCAUAUUAAAAUCAUUGGAAAAGUUACCAGCUCGGGUUGCUUUAUCUGGGGAUGUUCUUCCUCUCAAUGAAGAUAAGGCCAAGGCGCUCACGGAGAAAGUUCAUGAAGUCAUACGAUCUGAGGAAAAAGCAACCAGAAAGUUUAGUUACACUGUGUCUGGAGUACUAAGUUCUGGUGGGAGCAGUACAUCGCGAAGUGAUAAUCUUCAGAAACUACUGGAAGUCACUGAAAAAUAUUCAGUAUAUAGAUUUAAAACGAGAUCUUGCACAUUUAUUGAUGGCCACGGAGGUACUUUUGAUGUGAAUAUUGAAGAUUUAGGAACAUCCAAAGCUGAUCUAUUAGCUCCAUUUUCAGCAAAGUUGAUUGAUGGGAUUAACCAAAGCGAAGCUAGACGUAGAGCUCUUGUGCUUUUAUGUUUUGUUUACAUGAACACCAAUGCAAAGGAUGCUUAUGUAACAUCCGUUGAUCGCAAGGGAUUUGAUGUGCUAGCAAAAGUUACCGGUCCUGUUUCAAAGGACGGCGUUGGUCAAUACCAAUGGAAAGAGCUUAGGUUCAUGUUCGAGCAAGAGGCAAACGAUGUUGAAACAUUCUGUCAACAUCUAGUUCAAAUGGAAGAGGAGGUCAUCAAAAAGGUUUCAGCCUCUAGUGGACUAAACUGAAACAUGCCACCUUGGUUGGAUCCUUUUCUUUUGUUAUAAUAAAUUUGUUUUCAGUUAAAAGAUAUUAGUCAUAUGACAUUGUAUUUUUCAUGAUGUAAAGAGCUGUCACAUUUUACUCUUUUUUUGUCAAUGAGAAUUAAGUGCAAAAGAAUCAUUGCUAAUAUUUGGCGUAUUUACUACAACUACUACUUGAAAGUUUGAUGAAUUGUUUGUUAAGAUGGAGAAGACAAGAUUUUAAAAA